GCCCUGGGCGCGGGUCUGCCGGUGCGGGGGCGGUCCCCGGGGCGCGCGGAUGUGACCGUUGUGGGCGGUGGCGGGCCUUGGGCAGGCGAUGCCGGGCAGGAAGUCUUCAAAGGAGAAGAAGCGGCGCCGCUCGCGCUCCUGCUGUCCGGACGGAGCCUCCGGGACGGAUGGCAGCGAGAGGAAGCGCCGGAGCACCGAGUCCAGCCACGGUGCCCUGGAGGAAGCAAAAUGCAACGUACCAUCUGGAGAAAAAGUGGAAGAAGCUGAACAACCCAGUGAUAUAGAAGAAGGAGGAUUAGAUCUCAGCGUGUCACUCAAACCAGUCAGUUUCUACAUCACAGACAAAAAAGAAAUGCUUCAACAAUGUUUCUGUGUCAUAGGGGAGAAAAAACUACAGAAGAUGCUGCCUGAUAUUUUAAAGAACUGUUCCAUGGACGAAAUCAAAAGGCUUUGCUUGGAGCAGUUGGAGCUGUUAUCUGAAAAAAAACUGUUGAAGAUACUUGAAGGCAAGGUUGGAGCUGAUUCUGAUACUGACGAGGAGGCAGAUGGAGGAGUCAAGACUGGAGGUGAAUCAGUCAGUCAACAGGAUAACAGUAUAGACUCUACUUCUUCUCUGAGAGAAGACAACAAGCUGGAAGGUCAGGAAUCAAAACAAGGCAAGGGAGAAGAUAGUGAUGUCCUCAGCAUAAAUGCAGAUGCAUAUGAUAGUGACAUAGAAGGCCCGUGCAAUGAAGAAGAUGGCCCAGAUGUGCAAGAAAACACUGUCAGAAGUGGAGCUGGUCAGAUAGAUGACCUUCAGAAGGACAUUGAGAAAAGCGUGAAUGAGAUACUGGGGUUGGCAGAGUCCAGCCCAAAGGAGCCCAAAUCAGCAACUUUAGCCGUUCCUCCAUCAGAAGAUGUUCAGCCAUCAGCACAGCAGCUGGAGCUUCUGGAGCUUGAGAUGAGGGCCAGAGCUAUUAAGGCUCUGAUGAAAGCUGGUGAUGCAAAAAAUCAGCACUGAGAUUGUUUAGAUUUGAAUUUCAGUAUUUGUUUUGAAGGAUGUGAUGUCUGUUCUCUUCAGUGCUAAAGUAUAUUUGGAUUGGGUAUGGCAUUCCUCAUUCAAACAUGACUGUGUAUCCUGACCUAUGGCUUAAGCUGUUGAUGGUUGGUUUCAUUGCCUUUAGUCUGCUCUUCCAUGACGUGCACAGAAUGGUUUGAUGCUUCGCUGAGAUCAAGUCUCUUUGUGCUGGGUUAUCUCCUCAAGGAGUCAUACAAUGUGUAGAGCUAUGCCAGGAACCUGGUGCCUUCCAGAAAGGUUAGGAGAAUCAAAUUCUUUAUAACCACGUAGUUAGAAAUUAACAGCUAUUUUAUUUAUUAGUAACUUGUUAAACUACUUGAGAAACUUGAUUUAUAUGUACUUCAUUAAAAAUACCAUUUUGAAGAGGUCUUUUGUCGUGUGACUGCCUUUAGAAUUCUGUGAUGGGAUUUGAGAUUGCUUAUUUCUCCUUUGGGCCCAGCUCAUCAUAAUGUAGCUAGUCUAGUUAAAAUGAAUGAUGAUUCACUUAAAAGCAUACUUAGUUUUUAGAAAGUUGAAUUCCUAAGGGAGGGCUUUUUUCCUUUCAAAUAAACAGUUGAACCAUGUUAUUUUCAGAGUUAUGAAAGUGCCUGAAAGUGACGAAUACCAGAGUUUUUAUACUGUUGGUCAUUUAAUUUUGUCACUUUCCCUGUUGCUUAUCUUCUGUGUCAUAACUGAAAUAAAGAAAAUAGAGUUUUUUCUU
Grus americana (Whooping crane) is the source of this 1757-nucleotide messenger RNA. It is a transcript of the gene CAAP1, whose product is annotated as caspase activity and apoptosis inhibitor 1. Lineage: Eukaryota; Metazoa; Chordata; Aves; Gruiformes; Gruidae. The transcript is spliced from 6 exons. Bases 89 to 1000 code for a protein of 303 amino acids. The record is from RefSeq and is a predicted model, not a curated record.